CACAUGCUUUUUUUUUUUUUUUUAAAGAAAGCUAGUAAGAACCCUUUAUCUUUUGUGUAUCCUGAGUUUCAUAAAUCGGGAUUUUCAAAAAACAGGAGCAACUUGUAAACCAUCUAGAUCUUUCUCAUCACUGGACUCAAGGCCAUCCUAUGGCUUCAGUGAAGGGCUUCCUAGAGCACUUGAUAUGUGGAACUCAUUAAACACCUGCCAUUCAGUCACAUAUAAAAGAGACUCAAGGAUAGAAGCAAAGUCUAACACCAACUAGUAAUAAUUAUUGACUGUCUCACUUCCUGUGGGUCAGGCACUGUGCCAAGCACUUUGCCUACAUAACUCAUUGGAAUCCUGAUGGUGCCAUGAGUCAGUUGUUAGUAACACUUACAGAUGAGGCACUCAGGAUCAAAGUGAUUAAGGUGUUUGCCCAAAGGUCCCACAUCUAGUAAGACAACAUGCCCAAAUUUGGGACCAAGCCUCUCUAACCAUUACACCCCAGUGUUGCCUCCGGAAGGGCAUGCAGAUGCUCUGGGAGUCACAGGUGUGGCUCAAACCAGCCUCCUCCUGGAACUCACCUGAGGCCCUCAGCCCCAGACCUUGUUUCUCUGCCUUGUCCACCUCUAUCAGCGUGCCCCCCCUCUCCACUGGACCUGAGCCCCCAUGUCUUUUUCUCUGGAGUGGUGCGUGCGCAGUUUCUGGUGUUUCCUCUCUGCGCAACUCACGCUUCCCCAUACAUACCAAAGGCUGAGCUGAAUCCGGUUUGCAAUGUAUUUUUUGGCACCUACAAGGUGCCUGGCCUGAUGGGAACAAAAAUGCUUUCCACACAGCUGUAGCUGACACUCAGGCUGGAUCUGCACACCAGUUUUCCCCUAUCUAAGUGGAUUUCCCUGUAAACCCGAAGGAUAGGGUCACGGCCCCUGUGAAGGGACCAACGUUCACGCCGAGCUGGGCAGACUCGGAUCCUCCUAGGAAACCGGCCCGGAGGGAAGAGGUUGAGGAAGAGGAUGGGCGACCCCCACCACCAUCCGAGGCUGCGGGAAGGAAAGCCUCCUCUCCCGCGGAGCUCGAAGCCGGGCACCCUGGGGGCCAUGCAGAGGGCUGGGGCAGGGGGCCGGAGGGCCUCGGACUGCGGCCCUGCCCCUCACCGGCCCAGGUGCAUCACCAAGUUCACCCAGCAGUAUGUGGGCUCCUUCCCGGUGGACGACCUGGACACCCAGGAGAGUGUGUGGCUCGUGCAACAACAGCUGUGGGCACUGAAGGAUUGUCCCCGACGCCGGGCCGUCAUCCUGAAAUUCAGCCUUCAGGGCCUCAAGAUCUACAGCGGGGAAGGCGAGGUGCUCCUGAUGGCUCAUGCUCUGAGGCGCAUCCUCUACUCUACCUGGUGCCCAGCUGACUGCCAGUUUGCCUUCAUGGCCCGAAACCCCCAGAGCCCGGCCAGCAAGCUCUUCUGCCACCUCUUUGUGGGCAGCCAGCCUGGAGAGGUCCAGACCCUGCACCUGCUGCUCUGCCGAUCCUUCCAGCUCGCUUACCUCUUGCAGCACCCUGAGCAGCGGGCACAGCCUGAGCCCUGCCUGGGGUCUGCAGGGGACAUGCCCGUGAAGCCACUGUCCAGCCCUGGGGGCCCCCCUGGCCUAGUACGAGAACCCUUCAGCCGUGAUCAGCUCUCACAGAAUGUGCACGCACUGGUCUCCUUCCGGCGGCUGCCAGCAGAGGGGCCUGCGGGCGGUGGGAAGGAGCUGCCAGAGUCAGAAGGCCGACGGGGCACCCGCCAUGCCUGCCUGGGGAAUCCUUACUGCUCGCCCACGCUGGUGCGCAAGAAGGCCAUUCGCAGCAAGGUGAUCCGCUCUGGGGCUUACCGAGGCUGCACCUACGAGACUCAGCUGCAGCUGUCCGCUCGGGAGGCCUUUCCUGCCGCGUGGGAGGCGUGGCCCCGGGGGCCUGGUGGCCCCUCGUGCCUGGUGGAGAGCGAGGGCAGCCUGACGGAGAACAUCUGGGCCUUUGCUGGCAUCUCCAGGCCCAGCGCCCUCGCCCUGCUGCGGAGAGACGUGCUUGGGGCCUUCCUGCUGUGGCCCGAGCCCGGCGCCAGUGGCCAGUGGUGCCUGUCGGUGCGGACACAGUGCGGUGUGGUACCCCACCAGGUCUUCCGGAACCACCUGGGCCGCUACUGCGUGGAGCACCUGCCUGCCGAGUUUGCCAGCCUGGAGGCCCUGGUGGAGCAUCACGCUGGGACCGAGCGCAGCCUCUUCUGCUCCCUGGACAUGGGCCAUCUGAACCCCAGCUACGAAGAUCAGGACUGCGGGUCCGAGGGCAGACCCCCCCGGACACUGCGGCCUCUUGGCCAUGCCAAGUCAGAGGCAGAGCUGCAGGGCCUGGGCUAGGAGGCUCACCCCCUGGACCUACCUCACCCUGGGUCCUGGGCCUCAACAGGCCGCCCUGCCCUUCUGCCACCCUGCUGGUCACCAGUUCCAUCCAGUCACUCUGACCCUUGGACCAGUCUUCCAUCACUUCACUGACUGUGGUAGGGGGGAGCCCUGACAUUGGGGAUCACUGGGGGCUUCUCACGAGACAUGGGGCCUGCCAAGAUUGGAGGAGGGGCAGGCGGAGCUCCAGGCUUCCAUUCACUUGCUGGGUGACUUUGGAAGCUUGUCUCUGGGCUUCACUUUACUCCUAGGCAGGGAGCUUUCUGAGGGGGGCAGGAAGGUUUGUUCAUGAGGGAUGUGGCCCUCUCCUAAGGAGGCCAGGCCUUGGGGUCCUGACCAGGAGUCUCCCAAGAGUACCCAGAGGUAGCCAGGCACAUGAGGGGGAGGUGUCUGGAAAGGCAGGAGUGAGUUCUCACCGUGGGCGAGGACCUGGGGGCGAGCCACUCUGUCCAGGAGAGAAACAGAGAGAACUUGGAGGAGCUGACGGGCACAAUGGCUGGGCUGAGCUGCACCCAGGCUGACAGAGCACAGCCUGUGUCUCAAAGCAUCGGACGUUAAGGGAGUCUUCCAUUGAAUUCUAUGAAUUCUGUUCAUAGGAAUGAGGCUUAGGAGGGCACAGAAGGGCAGGAUGGACAAAGAGCCAUGCCCCCCACCAAGCCCGCACCCAGGUGGACAUCUGUGAAUAGAAAGGACGUGAGCCCACGGGGCAAAGAAUCUCUGUGCUGCUUAGAAAGGCUGGUUUGUCUGCAGUCAAAUCCACAGGGUUGUGAUUCCUGCCCCCACGCCCCCAAGGACCACCAAGGCGCGCGCACACACACACACAUACACACACAACGCAGGUUCAUUUCCUUUGUCCAUUUGACUAGGAGGGGCCAGCAGUGAGCCACAGGUGAACAGGGGUGGCCAGGGUCCUAUUCAAUUCAUCCUGCAGGCCCGUCUGGGUUUAGGGGCUGCCUGGGAAGCCACCUGAUUCUGGUCCACUUCCCAUAACGUGGCGCUGGCCAUGGUUGUCAGGGGCUGCUUCACCAGGCCUGCCCCACUGGGGAUGGGGUCAGAGCAGAACCAUCCAAAGGUGGAUCCGAUGUGGGCCCUGCCAGAGGGGCCUUGGCCUCAGUGGGCAGGGGGGGUACAGGGAAAUGACUCUGGCCUAAGGCACUGGCCCUGCAGGGUCUGACAGGUCCAGGUACCCCGCCCCUUUAUAAUAAGUAAGCUCAAAAGAUGGACAUGAAUACCGAAUUAUUUAGGGCACAAGUUCACUUUGGAGGAACUUCUAUUCCUGAGGCAGAGGCGAGUCACGAAUGUGGGGGCUGCCCUCUCCCGCAUCUGGGAGUGGGAUGUGACUGUUCUGUGCCUUGAGCAUGACGGAUUUCUGACUCCUGGGAGGGAGAGGGCAGCCCUGAUGGAAGAGAAAGAAGGGAGGCUCCUCAGGAGGUCAGGCCUGGGCUUCCCAGCUUACAACCGCCUGCCCAGGAAGUGGUCUGGGCUGGGGACCAUGUCACUCUCAUCACGGGAUAGCAGGGGUGGGAGGCGGCUGUCCUUUGGGGGUUCUCACCAGAACCACAGUGCUGAGUUUACACUGAAUUGGAGGGGGGACUGGGACUCAAUUUACAGCCAUUUCCACCAGGACGCAUGGUCCCUCGUAGGAGGCCUGGUCUCGCAUUUCCCUCGCAAGGAGAGGGGUUUGCCGAUCCCGUGUCCAGAAUUACAUUCACUUGCUGGGUGACUUUGGAAGCUUUAAGACCUGGUGACUGGCCCCGGGCUGAGGCCAAAGCCUACCUCUGUGAGAGAUGGGUUUUGUUGAGCACAUCCUCCAUGUGGACGAGGUAUCAGGAAUGUUCUCAAAGCACUUUAACAUUCUGUCACACAGUAUUCAUCAUGUGGUAUGCAUAGGGCAAGGUUUUUGACCCACGUGUGCAGAUGCUUCAAUGUCUUAAUCAUAGAUCAGUUUUCUCUUUGUUCCACCUGGGUAACCAGCUCUCCUUACUGUGUGGACUUGAAACAAAUAAAAUGCAUUUCUUCGGAUUGUCUAGUACAGACUUUUCCUU
Molecule: messenger RNA, 4456 nt
Organism: Mirounga angustirostris (Northern elephant seal)
Lineage: Eukaryota; Metazoa; Chordata; Mammalia; Carnivora; Phocidae
Gene: SH2D5
Product: SH2 domain containing 5
Exons: 10
Coding region: 996-2369 (457 amino acids)
Cellular component (GO): postsynaptic density
Source: RefSeq, a predicted model, not a curated record